Messenger RNA from Syngnathoides biaculeatus (alligator pipefish), 2517 nucleotides. RefSeq names its product tsukushi small leucine rich proteoglycan homolog (Xenopus laevis) (gene tsku). The record is from RefSeq and is a predicted model, not a curated record. The transcript is spliced from 3 exons. The coding region runs from base 139 to 1191 and encodes 350 amino acids. Gene Ontology annotation, molecular function: protein binding. Lineage: Eukaryota; Metazoa; Chordata; Actinopteri; Syngnathiformes; Syngnathidae.
CUCGUUACACAACUCGCAACCUCUCUUCAUAUUCAUGAGUGUUAAGGUGCAGGGGCGCUUUUUCUCUCUCUCUCCCUCGAUCCAUUCCUCCUUUCACAAGCAUGCACGCAGCGCGACGGUGAACACCGCAAAGGCAUAAUGGCGUUCUUCCUGUGGCUUGGCCUGCUGUUGCUCCUGGCGACCGUCCGGUCCACCUCGGUCAAGAACUGCCACCCGGGCUGCCACUGCGAGGUGGAAAGCUUCGGCCUGUUCGACAGCUUCAGCCUGACCACAGCAGACUGUCGGGGGUUGGGCCCUGGCGCCGCCAUGCCCGUGCCCAUACCGCUGGACACCGCCUACCUGGACCUGUCCUCCAACGCCAUGGGACGGCUCACUGACGCCAUGCUGGCCGGGCCGGGCUACACCACUCUUGUCAGCUUGGACAUUAGCAGCAACCACAUUAGAACGGUAAGCCCCAAUGCUUUGUCCAAGCUGCAUUACCUGGAGACUCUGGACCUGAGCCACAAUGACUUGGAAGCCCUCUCGCCAGGAUGCUUCUUUGGCCUCCCUCUGGCUGAAGUGGACCUCAGCCACAACAACUUCCAGGACUUCGACAUGGAUGUGUUUGUGGCUAAAGUAAACGGCAAACCAGUCAAUGUGGAUCUGUCACACAACGAGCUUGUGUCCAUUUCCACAAAGCCGCACGGGAAACUUGUGCACAUUCAAAGCUUGAAUCUGACGGCAAACUGUCUUUCGAGCGUACCGAGCUUAGCGGGACUGAAGAUACUGAGAUACCUCAAUCUGGAUAGCAACCCCAUCGUCGCCAUUAAAGAGGGGGACUUUGCUCACCUUACAGAUCUGGUUUACUUAUCUCUCAGCAGCCUCCAUCAGCUUCAGAAAAUUGAGGCGCACAGCUUUAAGAGCCUCCAAAGCCUUCAGGUGUUGGAGCUCUCCAACAAUCCCAAGCUGAAGACUCUCAGCCCGUCCGUUUUCACCGGAAUGGACUCGUUGCAGGAGCUGAAUUUAUCUGGCUCUGGAGUGACUUCCUUACCAAACAACAUGCUCUCGCACCUCCCCAACAUAAAGAGCAUCAUGCUAGGACAGAAUAUCUCCUGCUGGAGGACCCAAAAACAAGGACAGUUUCACCGGCAGCUUGGUCAGACCCAACACUACGAGGUGCUCACUUGCAACAGGGGUGGCGUUGUGUUGUGAUCCUGGCAAUACGGACGAGUCCUUAGUCUUUCUACCAACGCUGUGCCUACUAUUUUAUAUACCUCUUUCCAAAGCUUUAAGAGGUUUCAUGUGGCCUUCAAAGACACAAAGGAUCGUUUAACAUAAAAUGGCCACUAUCUAUCCAAAACUCAUUUACACAAUCUUCAUCUAAAUACAAGCUUUUCACGCUAUAUUUUUUACCACUACAUUAAGGAAUAAUUUCAGCUCAUAAGACAAAUAAAUUAGCUUCACUAAUGCUAAUAUACAAAUACAAAUCUGAUUCCACAGCGCACGAAUACUGUACUGCGUUUCCAGAGUAAACCAGAGUGCUUCUUUAUCUUCUUUAUUACAAGUUCACAAAAGUCUAAUUAGACUUAAAGCAGCAGUUACCGUAAUUUCCGGCCUACUUUUUCACACGCUUUCAACCUUAUGCGGGGAUGCGGCUAAAUUUGUGCAUUUUUUCUAACGGUAAGGUAAGGUGGAAUAUAUGUGCCGAGAAAUUGACUUUCGUGUUGCUUCUGUGUUACUGGCGUGUCUCAGUGAUAUUUACCGGUAAGUUUUAUUUUAACCGGCCCUGUUAGCGUUAGCGCGCUGCUAGCGUUAGCGCUAGCUUUAGCAUCGCUAGCGUUAGCACCACACUAGCCUUAAACUCUUUCUGUGUUAUGUCUUUCUUUAUAAAUAUCUCGCGUUUGAAUGUGGGUUUCAAUGUGGGCACUUGCGGCGUAUUUGUGUACCAAAUGGUAUUUCCUUUACAAAUGUACUCGGUGAUGUUAACCUUUGUAGGCUGGGAAUUACGGUAAUACAAUUGCGGAAGUUGAUUAAGCCGAGGUUUGUUUUGCUACAAUAUAGACAUUUGCGACCCAAUUUAAUAGACUGUGAGGAGCUUGUGAUACACAAAAAAGAACCAUUUUUGUAACUUGAAUGUACUUUUAAAGGGCCAGCUCAUAAACAUGUCCAAUUGUGCAAGUUCAGCAUAUACACUCGGACAGGGCGGUUACUUACUUUUUAUGACGUGAGUGACACCUAAGAGGGAAACAAACGGGGACCGCUUUUACUGUCUCCAUUUGGUAGUUCAAGUACGACACAUAAACCUUUUCCUGUGGACCCUGAGAAACUGCCAGGAUCAAGACCGCUUGAAUGUCUACAAAACAAAAAGACGCUUUGGUUCUGGCUUUAGAAGUAGUCAUUUCCCUGGUGUGUAAUACAAUCAGAUAACGUACGGCAAGCCUCUGUGGAAAGAUUUAUAUUUGUAUGGACGUCACAAUGCUGUAUGUAUUUUUGCAAAUAUAUACGAAAUGUGUAAUAAAGUGAGAUUUUUUUCCCCUA